Molecule: messenger RNA, 420 nt
Organism: Monopterus albus (swamp eel)
Lineage: Eukaryota; Metazoa; Chordata; Actinopteri; Synbranchiformes; Synbranchidae
Product: type II inositol 3,4-bisphosphate 4-phosphatase-like
Exons: 3
Cellular component (GO): cytoplasm
Molecular function (GO): phosphatidylinositol-3,4-bisphosphate 4-phosphatase activity
Source: RefSeq, a predicted model, not a curated record
AUGCGGGUGCUUUACACCCAAGAUGCAGACAUUACGUUUCGACCAAGCCUCCAGUUCACUGUAGUGAUGAGUUUCUGUCUCUCUCAGCUCUCAGCAGUCACGUGUGGUUUCAUGCUAAAGCUGUACGGAGGUCUGGAGGAUGCUGGGUUCCUGCAGCAGCUUCACUCUGUGGGAAUCCUGGCUGAGUUCGAAAGCCUGCUCAGCACCAAUGGUGACGAGGAGGGGAUACUGGAGGACAUGGAGGUGGGUGUGGCCGACCUGAGCGAUGUUGCCUUCACAAUUACCAAAGCUAAAACUGAAGAAGACCUGCUGCCGAUGCUCACUGGAACAUGGUGCGACACACACUUUUGCUUUUAUUCUUUGUUUCACCUCUCAUCUGGGACGCUUCUUCGGUUCUGCCUGACUGCUGGAGAGUGCCAG